AUGUGUGCCCACCCAUUACUCAACUCUAUGAAAUGGGAAAGGCAAGAACAUAAUGUGUUCACCAAGCUACUUAAGACCAUUUCAGGACUAAAAGAAUGUUUGAUGGAAGGAUCUGAGGAGGAGGCUGGGCUUAUUGCCAAACUGAUCACAAAAGGUGCUGCAGAUGCUAGGAGCGACAAUACCAAAAGUUUGAAAAGUGCCGUUCUAGAUUGGAUCAAUCCCCACGGACAACCUCUCAUACCACCUCUUGCUAGGAAUAUCAAGAGUGGCCAUGGUUACAAUCACAAACUCAGUGGGGGUUUCUUCCCUGCUGGGUUGGAUUGGCCUAAUUCAGUAAUCAAAGAGAAAUUUCAAAGUGGAGAAUUAGCCAUCUCUGGUGGCCUGUUUUUCUUUAUGCAGGCUACAUCUAUGAAUCAGCAGAUCCGUGGAAGGCAUGAUUCCAGAGUAGAAUUUUAG
This is a messenger RNA of Serpula lacrymans var. lacrymans S7.9, 456 nucleotides long. RefSeq lists its product as uncharacterized. Lineage: Eukaryota; Fungi; Basidiomycota; Agaricomycetes; Boletales; Serpulaceae. The transcript is spliced from 4 exons. The coding region runs from base 1 to 456 and encodes 151 amino acids. The record is from RefSeq and is a predicted model, not a curated record.